Abrus precatorius (Indian licorice) is the source of this 2890-nucleotide messenger RNA. RefSeq names its product polyadenylate-binding protein 2-like. The transcript has 9 exons. Lineage: Eukaryota; Viridiplantae; Streptophyta; Magnoliopsida; Fabales; Fabaceae. Gene Ontology annotation, molecular function: RNA binding. Gene Ontology annotation, cellular component: ribonucleoprotein complex. The coding region runs from base 669 to 2657 and encodes 662 amino acids. The record is from RefSeq and is a predicted model, not a curated record.
GUUCUGGAGUUACGCGGUAAAUCGCAACUUUCCUUUAUUUUUUCCUUAUUUUCUGCCGCUUUUUCGUUCUCACCCGGAAGAUUUUCGUUCUCCAAUUUUCAUUUUUUCUUCUUUGCCCCUUUCUCAAUUCUUAUCUACCUUGGGCCCCACAUCCUCUCUCAUCCAACGGUUCACAUUUCAUCGCUCCAUCGCCCUAGGGUUUACCCAAACCCGCCACCAUCUCUCACCUAUAUACCUCUCUCACUCUUCCUUUCUCAUUCCUUUUCUCAGUGCAGUAUCUGCUGCUGCUCUCUCUCCUACUCUGUUUCCUUUUUCACCUCUUUCAAUUCUCUCUUUUCCCUCACGCGCCGCCGUGGUUAUCACCGGCGGCCACUCCUAUCCUUUUCGCAUCCGCCGCCGCUUCUACCUUUCCUUCCCUCUCCUCGCUUUUCGCACCUAAAAAAAAUUAUAAAUCAAAUUUUCGCCCAAAAUUGUGUUAUCCUUCUGCAUCUAUCAUUCGCUGAGUCUAGAUAGGUUUUCUGUUCUUCCUAGGGUUUUAUUGUUCCGAAUAACAAGAGGAGGGGGAAGAGAAAAAAAAGGAAAAAAAAAUCAGAAAGGGGAAAUUAAGAAUUAUUUUUGAAAAAAUAAAUUAAGUUAUCGUUGGUGUGGUUUUGUUGUUAUUGGGUGAGAUGGCUCAGGUUCAGGUUCAGCCUCAGAAUGCGAUGCAGGGUGCCAACGGUGGUGCUGCUCCUCCUGCUGCUGGCGCCGCCGCGGCUGCUGCCGGUGGCGGUGGAAACCAGUUCGUGACGACGUCGCUUUACGUGGGAGAUCUUGACCCGAAUGUCACGGACUCGCAGCUCUAUGACUUGUUCAACCAAUUGGGCCAGGUUGUGUCCGUUAGGGUUUGCAGGGACUUGACCAGUCGGAGAUCGCUCGGUUACGGUUAUGUCAACUAUAGCAACCCGCAAGAUGCUGCCAGAGCAUUGGAUGUUCUGAACUUCACUCCUCUCAAUAACAAGCCCAUUCGUAUUAUGUAUUCUCAUCGUGAUCCCAGUAUCCGUAAAAGUGGGGCAGGAAAUAUAUUUAUUAAGAAUUUGGACAGGGCAAUUGACCACAAGGCAUUGCAUGAUACGUUUUCAACAUUUGGGAAUAUCCUUUCUUGCAAGGUAGCUACCGACUCGUCUGGGCAAUCAAAAGGCUAUGGCUUUGUGCAAUUUGAUAAUGAGGAAUCUGCUCAAAAAGCCAUAGAGAAGCUGAAUGGUAUGCUUUUGAAUGAUAAACAAGUAUAUGUGGGACCCUUCCUUCGCAAACAAGAUAGAGAAAGUGCUUUGGACAAGGCAAAAUUUAACAAUGUUUUUGUUAAGAAUCUGUCAGAAUCAACUACUGAUGAUGAAUUGAAGAACAUUUUUGGUGAAUUUGGAACUAUUACCAGUGCUGUAGUGAUGAGGGAUGGGGAUGGGAAAUCAAAGUGUUUUGGAUUUGUGAAUUUUGAGAAUACUGAUGAUGCUGCUAGGGCUGUUGAGGCUCUUAAUGCUAAAAAAUUUGAUGAUAAGGAAUGGUAUGUUGGAAAAGCUCAAAAGAAAUCUGAAAGGGAGCAUGAAUUGAAACUUCGCUUUGAGCAGAGCAUGAAAGAAACUGCUGAUAAAUAUCAAGGGGCAAACUUGUAUAUCAAAAAUUUAGAUGAUAGCAUUAGUGAUGAUAAGCUUAAGGAGCUGUUCUCCCCUUUUGGUACCAUUACCUCUUGUAAGGUUAUGAGAGACCCCAAUGGCAUAAGUCGUGGAUCAGGAUUUGUUGCAUUUUCGACUCCUGAGGAGGCAUCCAGAGCACUCUUGGAGAUGAAUGGCAAAAUGGUUGUAAGCAAACCUCUGUAUGUGACUCUAGCCCAACGGAAAGAAGAUAGAAGAGCUAGACUGCAGGCUCAGUUUGCUCAAAUGCGGCCUGUUGCAAUGCCUCCGUCUGUUGCUCCUCGUGUGCCAAUGUAUCCCCCAGGUGGUCCAGGUAUGGGUCAACAAAUAUUUUACGGUCAAGGCCCUCCUGCUAUCAUUCCUUCCCAGCCUGGAUUUGGUUAUCAACAACAACUUGUCCCUGGCAUGAGGCCAGGUGGGGCCCCUGUGCCAAAUUUCUUUAUGCCAAUGGUUCAGCAGGGACAACAGGGACAGCGUCCUGGUGGAAGGCGUGCUGGUGCAGUCCAGCAGUCCCAGCAGCCUGUUCCACUUAUGCCACAGCAGAUGCUUCCUAGGGGGCGUGUCUACCGUUAUCCUCCUGGUAGGGGUAUUCCUGAUGUUCCUAUGCCUGGGGUUGCUGGUGGUAUGUUUUCUGUUCCAUAUGAUGUUGGUGGGAUGCCACUGCGUGAUGCAUCACUCUCCCAGCAAAUUCCUAUUGGAGCUUUGGCUUCAGCUCUGGCUAAUGCUUCUCCAGAGCAGCAGAGGACGAUGCUGGGUGAGAAUCUCUACCCCCUUGUGGAGCAGUUGGAGCCGGAUAAUGCUGCCAAAGUGACAGGCAUGCUUCUGGAGAUGGACCAGACUGAAGUUCUGCACUUGCUUGAGUCACCAGAGGCCCUGAAAGCAAAGGUGGCUGAGGCUAUGGACGUCCUAAGGAAUGUUGCUCAGCAGCAGCAGGCUGGUGGUACUGCUGAUCAGCUGGCUUCAUUAUCACUUAAUGACAACCUUGUUUCUUAAAAUUUCUAUUUUGGGGUUUAUUUAGUGGCAAUGGAUUGUUAUUUUCGGCACUGGCUUUGAUCCAGUUUUCAGGUUGAGUUUGUUUUUAGAUUAGAUACUUUUGGUUGGUUUGUUAUGGAUCACCCUCCUUCGGUUGAAGGAACACUUUAAUGCUGUUUUUAACUAUCCCUUGCAUGUGGUACAUGGAAUCGUUUGUUUUGUGUUUUGAUACUUAAAUUACCUGAGUUUUUGGU